AGAGCGCCCAUGAAUAGGGCUCGCACAUUUCCAAGUUUUGUCGUCUGUUUUUUCUGCCAUACCCUCACUAAAACACACAUAAAUCUUAUCUGAAAGAGCAAGCAUAUACCAUAGCACAUUGUAGUGCUCAGCAACUUCAAAAGAAUAGCCGAUAAUUGACGUCAUAUACAAGUCCAAAUGCCCUCAGAUUCCAAGAAGUUUCUUAAACUCGAAUGUUCAAAAUGUAGGGCCCUCAGAGACCCCGAUGAGUACAAAGUCUGUAGCGGAUGUAAGGUUGUCGGUUAUUGCUCUAAGAAAUGUCAAAAAGCACAUUGGCCAUCACAUAAGACAUCCUGCCUAUUCAUACAAAAUGGAAAGCCUGUCCUACAACGUCACCCUCUGAUUAAAUUCGUCGAGCACCUUCGUGGAGACAAAACCAUAUCAUCUUCUCUUGUACCCGUCCUUGUCGCUGCCUUGGACCUUACAAACCACCCUGAAAAUGCAGACAAGUUCUGCGUCAUGCUUGUAGCUCGCCUGGUACCUAUCACCUCAGACGAUCAUUAUGACGAUGUAGCGCCAGCACGACCGGGUUACAAAACUCCUCGUGCGCGUGCUUCUUCGAGUUUGCCUGGUGUGACAAAACAUCCCAAGUUUGUCCAUCUCGUGCGCACAUACACUUUACCUCUUUCAGUCGUCGGUGAUACUGUCGGUAUGGCCGCAAUUCACUGUCGACGCACCACAGACGCACUGUCACUAAGGGAUCCAAGGUACACCGAUGCUUUUGUCCUUCGGGCCUUGUGGAUUCCUGAGGACGGUGUCAGUGCGAUCAGCUUUGUCGACUCUCUAUCUAGGGAUCUUCUCGAACGUGUGGAGGAGGUAAUCCAGCUCAGAGGCAAAAAAGCUGGUAAAGACACGAUGGACUGGUUGAUCAAUCAUUUCAAUAGACAGCGGAGGAUAUACCCCGAAAUCAGGGAGAAAGUGACCGUGAUGGAUUCAGUGGAAGAUAAAUGAGUUGAGAUACCAUCGAUGUUUAGUGUUCCGUAUGUCAUGCGUGGCGGUUGUUCACCGCAUAUCUCGGGUUGAUUCCAUCGUUUCCGUUGUCUCAUUGUAGCCUAACAUGUAAACUGACUUCUGUACCGCUUCUAAAGGCUUUCUAGGCCCGUGUCGCUGCUAUAUUCCUUAUCACCUUCACUUUCUUGAUUGCUUUUGUCCUAUUCGUCCGCCUCGUAUGUUGACUGCGUUCCAGACAUGUACAAUAUACGCCAGUCACAUCAGCAAUCACACUGGAUAAUUCGAUAGUCCGAGUCGAAUGAUUCGCGGUGCGUCGUGCGCAACUCAUCGGAA
Serpula lacrymans var. lacrymans S7.9 is the source of this 1323-nucleotide messenger RNA. RefSeq lists its product as uncharacterized. The coding region runs from base 178 to 990 and encodes 270 amino acids. Lineage: Eukaryota; Fungi; Basidiomycota; Agaricomycetes; Boletales; Serpulaceae. The record is from RefSeq and is a predicted model, not a curated record. The transcript is spliced from 6 exons.